This is a messenger RNA of Branchiostoma floridae (Florida lancelet), 2422 nucleotides long. RefSeq names its product beta,beta-carotene 15,15'-dioxygenase-like. The coding region runs from base 103 to 1695 and encodes 530 amino acids. Gene Ontology annotation, biological process: carotene catabolic process; retinal metabolic process. The transcript is spliced from 3 exons. The record is from RefSeq and is a predicted model, not a curated record. Lineage: Eukaryota; Metazoa; Chordata; Leptocardii; Amphioxiformes; Branchiostomatidae. Gene Ontology annotation, molecular function: beta-carotene 15,15'-dioxygenase activity; carotenoid dioxygenase activity.
CGUAGAGAGAAGAGAGCGAUCCAGUGGUCUGGAAACAGAAAAUUUCCCUUCCAACUUUCCGUUUAAAACAUUUCCAUACACUCGGAGCCCGUCGCAACGAUAAUGUUGAAGACACCGGUCCUGCUGUACCUGCUGUGCGUGGUUCUCCGACAGGGGGCGCUCUCCGUCAGCCCAGGAAAGGACGGGGUGGGAUUCGCCUUCCAACCGAACCUGCAUGAGUUCCACAAGACACCGAUGAAGUUCGAGUCGAACAGCCCCAUCCCCAAAUGGCUCAGCGGAACACUGGUCAGGAACGCGCCUGCGCGGUACGAGGUGGGAGACAGAAGCGUUGUGGACAUCUUUGACGGGUUCGCCAAGCUGCACAGUAUCGACAUCACCCCGCAGUCACUCAACUUCUCCGCGAGCUUCAUCAAGUCAGGCAUCUACAACAGGUCUAUCGAGGCCAACACCAUAGCGCCGAUGGUGACGUUUCUCGGCGUCGACCCACCCUUCAGUCUGUACGAGCGUCUGGAGGCCCUGGCCAAGACCCUGGACAACAACGACAUCAACGUCUGGAAGUUCGGCGCCGGCGACUCCGCCACGUACGCCGCGCUGACAGACGGCUGGGUCUUCCCCGAGUUCAACAUCGACACGCUGGACACCAUCGGCGUCGUGCAGCCCGAUCCGCUAGGAGAUGGUCAGAGCGGCUUCGGUGUCGGCCCGCCGACUGUCUACCUGUCCUGCGCUCACCCCGUGGUCGAGCCGAGCACAGGACACUCCAUAAGCUACGUCAUCAAGCCGUCAUACCUGCCUGGUCAGUCCUCGGUUCUGAGCGUCAUCCGCAUCAAGGAUCUCGGCCACAUCGAGACGAUCGGCAGCUUUGAGAUCCAGAAGAACUCGUACAUGCACAGCUUCGCUCUGACCGAGAAUUACGCCAUCUUCUUCCUCCAGCCGCUGUACUUCGACUUCAUCAAGCUGAUGACCACCGUGGAGAUGCAGUACGCCAUGGAGUGGGUGUCCGGAGACAAGAUGGCGAUCCACGCCGUCAACCUUAAGAACGGGUCCGUCAGCACGCUGAGCGCCGACCCGCGCUUUUACACGCACCACGUCAACGCGUACGAGACCGGAGAGGGGCACGUCGUCGCUGACGUCAUCACGUUCCCGGAUCCCACCCCCUUCCUGACGGCCCUGUCCCUGGACAAGCUGCGUGACCUCACACACCUGCGGAAAAUGGACUCCUACGCCAGGCUGACCCGAUAUUUCCUCAACCUGACCGCGGAGACCGUGAAAGUCGAGCCCUUCGUAAACAAGACCGCUCUGGGCGACUUCAUGAACAAGCUGGACCUGCCCAUCAUCAACGAAAAGUAUCGGACCAAGAGGUACUGCAUUUUCUACGGCACCGUCACCAGUUUCGCCACCUCCUCCCCCUUCAACGGCUCCAUCCCCAUAGUGAAGAAGAACGUCUGUGUCCCCGGGAGUGACGACCAUUGGUCCCGUCCAAACCACUUCGCCGGAGAGCCCAACUUCGUCGCCGACCCCAACGGUACCCACGAGGACGACGGCGUCAUUCUGUCCAGCGUUCUGGACGCCGACCGCGGCCUGAACUACCUGCUCAUCCUGGACGCGCGCACCUUUGAAGAGAUCAACACGGCCUACAUGCCCACAUGGAUCCCGUUUGGCUUCCAUGGACAGUUCUUUCCGAGGUCUUUUCAGUGAUUUUGCUUAGAUCCUGUGCCUACAUUGUUUUUCGAAACUCUUUACCUACACAAGUUGCCUUUCCUGUUAUCUAAACCUAUUUACGUGCCGGGUCUCUUCGUCCUCUCACUCGAAAGAGACUUGACAGCUAGCUAGGCUUAGAUAACAGGCUAUUCAUUGCCUAACAUCGUCAACAAAACGAUUUAGUUGGGUCCAGUUCAGAGCGAGUGAUAUAUCAACGAACGCAUCAGCCACAUUAUCUUCAAUAUCAAGCGAUAUAUCUAUCCGAAUGAUAUAUGGGACAAAUAUACAAUGCAUUUUAGAUUUAGGCCAUUUUUGAUCCUAUGAACUAGUAACGCCUCCUAUGAGGUGAAGAUAUAUGUAUAUACUUGUUGUUCAAGCUAUGUAUGUCAAAACCUCGCGAGAGAAUUUAGUUAACGGUGCACACACCAAUUCUUCCAAGACAAAAAUGUGACGAAAGGGUUUUGAGGGUCUGGGUUUGAGUUCGUAUUUCUCAUAAUCUGCUGCGAAGUGGCAUUUAAUACUGGCAUGGCUAAAAAGGGUAAGAAGCGAUGUGUUUUUGGUGCUAAUUGGUUUUGGGCCCGAGUUUCACUUUUUUGUAUGUCUACGCGUUGGAAGUGAUUCGCCCGUUGACCCAGAUUCACCGUCCAUAUGCGUUCUGUGAGCCGUGUUGGUAUGCCUCGCUCGUCGGGUUAUUGUAAAAAUCUCAGUGUUACGAUUUUCUUUA